UCAUAUGGUGAUUUGGCCUGAAGAAAAUACACAUCAUCGACUGAACUUCAAUCGAAGCAGCGAAAAAAGAAGCAGCGCAGUUCUAAAUUUUCACAAAUAUUAAUCUAUAAAAAGUAAGAAAUUUACAUUACUAGGGCAAUAAGCUAAAAAUAGUACAAAAGAAAAUCAGCACCUGUUUUACAGCUCAGCAACUGAAAGAGAAAGUGUUCCAGAAGCCUAUAAAAUAACCAAUCACCAGCAAAAUGAGUCUCGUCUGGACUUUGAUUGCCUCUUUUCUGUAUGCAGAAAUUGUGGUAGUUUUGCUGUUGGUUUUGCCCAUAGCAAGUCCUCACAAAUGGAACCGCCUAUUCAAAUCCAAGUUCCUUGCAAUGCUGGCCCAACAGGCGCAUCUUUAUUUCUUCCUUAUCAUGGGUGUUUUAAUUUUAUUCCUAUUGGAUGCCAUUCGUGAAAUGCGGAAGUACUCGACCCAUGAGGCCGGCGGACACGAACAUUUGAAUGUUGAAAUGCAGCACAGUAUGCGACUUUUCCGUGCACAACGCAACUUCUACAUUUCUGGUUUUGCUAUAUUCCUUGUAUUGGUCAUACGUCGUCUAGUGACGUUGAUUUCAGCGCAGGCGAAUUUGUUGGCACAGAGUGAGGCUUCAUUGAAGCAAGCGCAAAGUGCCACAGCAGCAGCUCGUACCUUAAUGGCUGAAAAGAGCACUGAGAAGGCGAAGGAAGCCACUGAGGACAGCACAUUGACUGAGCUUAAUGAGUUGCGCAAAAAGGUGCAAGAACUCACCGCCGACUUGAAUCGUGAAAAGAAAGAUAAGGAAGCUUUGAAGUCACAAGCUGAAAGUUUGAACAAGGAAUACGACAGAUUGACUGAUGAGUACAGCAAAUUACAGAAAAAGAUCACCAUCAGCGACAUUAGUAGCGGCAAAGGAGGCGAGAAAGAUGAUUAGAAAAGCAAAUAGCGCCAACAUAUUAAUUCAUUUAAGAAAAAACUAAUAAAACGAAAUAUAUUAUAAAUCUUCACUUCAUGCAACACCACUUACCCAAUUAUAGUAGCAGCUGCAACGAAGCUCUUUGUCGUAUAUGCCGUUUAAUAUUUGGAAAAAAGGGAGACUUGUAUAAAACAUUACAAAUGGACUUGAAUUAAAAAUUGUAUGAGAGGGAAAGCGAAUAAUUUGUGGUACUAACUUAUAUAUAAUCUGCACAUAUAUUUUUAUAUAUAUUAAAAAAAAAGCGUAUUCUAAAAGAUCAAAAUUGUUUGAAAUUGUUUUGUAGUUUUGUUAAGAGUUUAUCUUUAGCGUGUUGGUUAACACUUUCUUACAUAAUAACUUAUACUUUCUUUUUAUAUAAAUAAAAUUUGAAUUAUAAAUACAAAUAUA
Messenger RNA from Anastrepha ludens (Mexican fruit fly), 1373 nucleotides. Its product is annotated as B-cell receptor-associated protein 31. Gene Ontology annotation, biological process: intracellular protein transport; endoplasmic reticulum to Golgi vesicle-mediated transport. Gene Ontology annotation, cellular component: endoplasmic reticulum; endoplasmic reticulum membrane. The coding region runs from base 243 to 944 and encodes 233 amino acids. The transcript has 3 exons. The record is from RefSeq and is a predicted model, not a curated record. NCBI's taxonomy places the organism in Eukaryota, Metazoa, Arthropoda, Insecta, Diptera, Tephritidae.